Daldinia decipiens is the source of this 2377-nucleotide messenger RNA. Its product is annotated as acetyl-CoA synthetase-like protein. Bases 265 to 2277 code for a protein of 670 amino acids. NCBI's taxonomy places the organism in Eukaryota, Fungi, Ascomycota, Sordariomycetes, Xylariales, Hypoxylaceae. Gene Ontology annotation, molecular function: medium-chain fatty acid-CoA ligase activity. Gene Ontology annotation, biological process: fatty acid metabolic process. The transcript has 2 exons. The record is from RefSeq and is a predicted model, not a curated record.
UCCCCUCGAGUAUAUGUUGAACACCCGCUCUAGGCGUUUUACUGCUGCGAGAUAUCGGGUAGACAAACGUGGGCUACGGGAGUCCACGAGGCGUUGUUGUCCAUCGUGCCACCGCCUCUUCCGAUUCGAGACUCGCAAGGGACAUGAAUAAGCGGCUUUUGUUUUUGUGGAGGGAAUCGAGGAACUUGAGAUUUUGCUGGUGCUCACGAAUUGCUCGUCUUGUUCCCACCCCCCCAGAGUUUGAGUUGAAAUACUCGAGACAAUAUGAAGUCAUCAUUUCGACCGCUAAAGUCGAAUGCCUUGCGUAGUUAUACGUUAAGCCGUCGGGUUUUUCGGCAUGGUUCUACUCGAGGACUAGCGAUAUCGGGGGCUUCACGCGGUUUGACAGGAAGCCGGUUGAUGCAGCGGAGAUGCAUUGCUACAUCUGACUUGAGUUAUGUGGAGGGACCUCAAGAACCGCCUUUGCUCACAUGCACGAUACCAGAGCAUUUCUCAGAGAUAGUCUCGCAAUAUGGCGAUCGGCCAGCAGCCGUAUUCCGGUCUCCAACAACCGCUGACAUGAAUCCGACAUUAACUUCAACCAAGCCGGAGACUACGACUCUAACGUAUGAGAAUCUUGACACCCAGUCAAAUAUCCUCGCGCACUCGCUGCGGUCCCUUGGCGUAAAAAAGGGGGACCGUGUCGCCGUGAGCCUAGGGAACGUCACCGAGCACGCCGUGUUAACUUAUGCCAUCUUUAAGUUAGGCGCCGUUUUGGUUCCGCUAAACCCGACCUUCAACGCCUACCAACUCAGCGCCGCACUGUCCCGCCUUGGCGUCGAGGUCCUCGUUAUCGCAGCUAUUACGGACCUCUCUUAUAAGCCCUGCCGUGGCCGUAGUAACUACGACCUCUUGUCCGCCCUUGUAUCUGAUCUAACUAGUAGUAAAGUCGAAUCAUCGACUGUCCCCACGCUCAAGUCCGUGGUGCUCGUAGAUAACACGCCCGCUCACCCACUCGCCGGCUUUCCACUUAUACAAGACCUCAGUGCACUAACCCCCUAUUCCUCACUCCUCUUAUCUUCCUCCUCAUCUUCUUCCCUCUCCCGUUCGAUAACACCAGACGCUCCGCUCGCCCCAGCGGAAAUAAUUAACAUCCAAUUCACAUCAGGCACGACAUCCAUGCCAAAAGCCGCGAUGCUAAACCACACUAACAUUCUGAACAACGGCCGGCUAAUCGCAACGCGCAUGGGGCUUGAUUCUAGUGACCGGAUAGUGUGUCCGCCGCCGCUGUUCCAUUGCUUCGGUUCCGUGCUGGGGUUUAUGGCAACCGCAACUACGGGAGCUUGUAUCACGUUCCCGAGUCCAGCGUUCGACCCUGGAGCCUCCCUGUGUGCCGCCGCAGAGUUGCGCGCUACGGGGUUCUAUGGCGUGCCUACUAUGUUCGCGGCCGAGUUCGAGCUCCUCGCCAACCCAGCUUUCGCCGCGCGCUUGCCACCGGGUGGCCUUAGCAACCUACGCAAGGGCAUUGCGGCAGGCAGUUCGAUUCCGGAGCCGCUAAUGCGCGAGAUAGGAGAGAAGCUGGGACUCAGAGAUCUGGUUAUCUGCUACGGCAUGACGGAAACCAGCCCCGUAAGUUGCAUGACGGCUCCCACGGACCCGGAUGAUCGGCGCACGAGUACCAUAGGCCGCGCAAUGCCACAUACGACGCUUAAGAUUGUCGCGCCGGGCGACCGGUCACAGAUCGUGCCGCGCGGGCAGUGCGGCGAGUUAGCUGUGUCGGGAUACCUACUCAUGAAAGGGUACUGGAACGACGAGGCGCGAACGGGUGAGGACCUGAUUCGGGAUCAGGAUGGUAGGCUGUGGAUGUAUAGCGGUGAUGAGGCGCGCAUGGAUCGCGACGGGUUUGUCGAAAUCACGGGCCGCAUAAAGGAUCUGAUCAUCAGAGGUGGUGAAAACAUACACCCGCUCGAAGUCGAAAUCGCACUAGUAGAACACCCGCGCGUGCGCGAGGCCAGCGUCGUGGGGGUGCCAGAUACGCGGUACGGCGAAGUCGUCGGCGCAUUCGUCGCAGUGCAUGCGGGUGUCAGGACACUGGAAGACGGCGAGGUGGACGAGGGUAAAGGGGAAGCGUUGUCGAAGGACGAGGUGCGGGAUUGGGUCCGGAGACAGCUUUCGGGUCAUCUGGUGCCGAAAUAUGUAUUUUGGACCGACGAGCUCCCUAAGACGGCUAGUGGGAAGAUACAGAAGUUCAAGCUGAGGGAUGCUGCGAAGGAAUUACUCGGUAUAGCGACGAAAUAGAUAUAUAAGUCUGGACUUGGAAGGCUAGCAUUGCAUAGAUUAGGUAACUAUAAGCGCGUUUUAAACAUCUUCUAUACCAAAGACAGGCCCUCUCCUUUUU